AUGGUAACAGAAUUAAUUGUUCUUGGGCACAAAAUUUCAAAAGCAAGAAUUGAGGUGGAUAAGGCUAAAGUUUCAACAAUAGAGAAUUUUCCACCUCCAGUUUCUGUAAAAGGAGUAAGGAGUUUCUUAGGACAUGCUGGCUUCUACCGAAGAUUUAUUAAGGACUUCUCAAAGAUCUCCAAACCUUUGUCCAGUUUACUUGUCAAUGGCGUUCCAUUUGAGUUUGGAGAAGAUUGCUUAAAGGCGUUCAAAGUUCUAAAGGAAAAAUUGAUUUCAGCACCAAUAGUCACUUCACCAAAUUGGGAGUUGCCCUUCGAGUUAAUGUGCGACGCAAGUGAUUAUGCAAUUGGAGCAGUCUUGGAAAAAGAAAUGCUGGCAAUUGUGUUUGCUUGUGAUAGGUUCCGACCCUACCUGAUUGGGAAUAAGAUAAAAGAUAAGAAGGGCACUGAAAAUCUGGUAGCAGAUCACCUGUUAAGACUAGAGCUGGAAGAGAGUCAGAAUACGAAAGAGAGUGGAUUCUUUUGGCCAACGCUAUUUAAGGAUGCUACUACUUUUGUGAAGGCAUGUGAUCGUUGUCAACGGACAGCUACAGCUACACCACAGAAUGAUGGUAAGACAGUUCUCCGCUUUCUGCAAAAGAACAUCUUUACGCGGUUUGGUACUCCUCAAGCAAUCGUAAGCGAUGAAGGGAGUCACUUCUGCAAUAAACAGUUUGAAGCACUCCUUUCAAGAUAUGGUGUCCGACAUCGAACUGCUUUACCAUAUCAUCCUCAAAGUAAUGGCCAAGCUGAAAUUUCUAAUCGGGAGAUAAAGAUGAUUCUAGAGAAAACAGUGCAAAGAUCAAGGAAAGAUUGGUCAAGAAAAUUAGAUGAUGCAUUGUGGGCAUACAGAACUGCUUUCAAAACACCGAUUGGCAUGUCUCCAUAUCGGUUGGUGUUUGGAAAGGCUUGUCAUCUGCCGGUGGAGUUAGAGCAUAAAGCUUUUUGGGCCAUGAAGACUCUUAACAUGGAAUUAAAAGCGGCAGGAGAGAAAAGGCUGCUACAGUUGAAUGAACUAGAGGAGUUUUGA
Molecule: messenger RNA, 1068 nt
Organism: Cannabis sativa
Lineage: Eukaryota; Viridiplantae; Streptophyta; Magnoliopsida; Rosales; Cannabaceae
Exons: 5
Coding region: 1-1068 (355 amino acids)
Biological process (GO): DNA integration
Molecular function (GO): nucleic acid binding
Source: RefSeq, a predicted model, not a curated record